Messenger RNA from Cervus elaphus (red deer), 3394 nucleotides. It is a transcript of the gene SLC6A4, whose product is annotated as solute carrier family 6 member 4. Bases 829 to 2721 code for a protein of 630 amino acids. The transcript is spliced from 14 exons. Gene Ontology annotation, cellular component: plasma membrane; neuron projection. Gene Ontology annotation, molecular function: serotonin binding; serotonin:sodium:chloride symporter activity. Gene Ontology annotation, biological process: sodium ion transmembrane transport; serotonin uptake. The record is from RefSeq and is a predicted model, not a curated record. Lineage: Eukaryota; Metazoa; Chordata; Mammalia; Artiodactyla; Cervidae.
GAGCUAUUCCUGGCUGGGCUCACGUCCCAGCGGUGAAGCCGGACGGAGAGCCAGGGGCUAAGUCCCAGGAAGAAAAAUAGGGAUGGGGGUGAGGGGAGGUGUCCGUGGUCCAGAGAGAUGAUUCUGAGAAAGUGAUAUCGAGCUGAAACCUACACAUAAAAUUUCGGGAGCUAUUGGUUGGGGGAGGAACUACACCUGUGGGUUAUGGAGCAGCUCCUCCCCCCGCGAGUUUAAAGAACACGAGGGGUUAGGACUUCUGGCUCCUCAGCCUGCUGCCCACUCCUCCCCGCCCCAGGCUCCCUCUCUACUCAGAGCGCUGGUCCUCUAGGGGGGCGCGUGUGUGAGUGUGUGUGCGUGUGUAGUGGGAGUGGGGGGUCCUUCACUUUCCCCCUCUCCGGCUCCCGGUCCACGCCUCCCCGCUCCCCGCCGCCACUCUCCGGAGCGCCCGCCCACCCAGCCCCCCAGCCCUCCCCAUCCCCAGGAGAAAGGCAGAGCGGCGGCAGCGGGGAAAUGUGAAGUUUCUGCUGCUCAAAGUGACGCAAAAAUUCUUAAAGAGCUCUUUGGCGGCGGAUAUCUAGAGAUCAGACCAUGUGAGGGGCCGAGAGUACAAAUAACUGCCGCGCCGGCGCCGGAACAGGCAGCGGCGCCCGGGUGCCUCGACGGCGCGAGGGUCGCCCGCUCCGAAGCCCCGGACCAGCCUCCGCGGACUCCCGGCAGAGCUCUCAGUCCCACUGAUAUAAAGUUCUGAGGAGAUCCACAGAUCUGAGCACCAAGAAUUCAGGUCGGUCCUUGGCACAUGGGCGUCAGCAUCACCUCCUAGCCAGCAGGAUGGAGACCACCCCGUUAAAUUCCCAGAAGGAGCUGUCAGCGUAUAAGGAUGGAGAAGAUUGUCAGGAAAAUGGGGUUCUACAGAAGGGUGUCCCUGCCCCUGGGGAUAGGGCAGAGUCCGGCCAGAUCUCCAAUGGGUACUCAGCAGUUCCGAACCCUGGCGCGGAAGACGACACUCAGCACUCCAUCCCGGCUGCCACCACCACCCUGGUGGCUGAGGUUCAUUCCGCAGGGCGGGAGACCUGGAGCAAGAAGGUGGAUUUCCUCCUUUCUGUCAUUGGCUAUGCUGUGGACCUGGGCAACGUCUGGCGCUUUCCCUACAUUUGUUACCAGAACGGAGGGGGGGCGUUCCUUCUCCCCUACACUAUCAUGGCCAUUUUUGGGGGGAUCCCGCUCUUCUACAUGGAACUCGCACUGGGGCAGUACCACCGAAAUGGAUGCAUUUCCAUAUGGACGAAAAUCUGCCCAAUUUUCAAAGGGAUAGGUUACGCCAUCUGCCUCAUCGCCUUCUACAUCGCCUCCUACUACAACACCAUCAUGGCCUGGGCCCUCUACUACCUCAUCUCCUCCUUCACGGAGCAGCUGCCCUGGACCAGCUGCAAGAACUCCUGGAACACUGGCAACUGCACCAACUACUUCUCUGAGGAUAACAUCACCUGGAUGCUCCACUCAACAUCCCCUGCAGAAGAAUUUUACACGCGGCACGUCCUGCAGAUCCACCAGUCGAAGGGGCUCCAGGACCUGGGGGGCCUCAGUUGGCAACUUGUCCUGUGCAUCAUGUUCAUCUUCACCAUUAUCUACUUUAGCAUCUGGAAAGGUGUUAAAACAUCUGGCAAGGUGGUUUGGGUGACAGCCACCUUCCCUUACAUCAUUCUUUUGAUCCUGCUGGUGAGGGGGGCCACCCUCCCUGGAGCCUGGAGGGGAGUUCUCUUCUAUUUGAAACCCAACUGGCAGAAACUCCUAGAGACAGGGGUGUGGGUGGAUGCGGCCGCCCAGAUCUUCUUCUCUCUCGGCCCUGGCUUUGGGGUCCUACUGGCUUUUGCGAGCUACAACAAAUUCCACAACAACUGUUACCAAGACGCCCUGGUGACCAGUGCGGUGAAUUGCAUGACGAGCUUCGUUUCAGGAUUUGUCAUCUUCACGGUGCUGGGGUAUAUGGCUGAGAUGAGGAAAGAAGAUGUGUCUGAGGUGGCCAAAGAUGCAGGCCCCAGCCUCCUGUUCAUCACAUAUGCAGAAGCCAUAGCCAACAUGCCGGCAUCCACAUUCUUUGCCAUCGUCUUCUUCCUGAUGUUAAUCACCCUGGGCUUGGACAGCACGUUUGCAGGUUUGGAGGGGGUGAUCACAGCCGUGCUGGAUGAGUUUCCACACAUCUGGGCCAAGCGCCGGGAGUGGUUUGUGCUUGGCGUGGUCAUUACCUGCUUCUUUGGCUCCCUGGUCACCUUGACUUUCGGUGGGGCCUACGUGGUGAAGCUGCUGGAGGAGUUUGCCACGGGACCUGCAGUGCUCACCGUGGCCCUGAUCGAAGCAGUUGCUGUGUUUUGGUUCUACGGCAUCAAUCAGUUCUGCAGUGAUGUGAAGGAAAUGCUUGGUUUCAGCCCUGGAUGGUUUUGGAAGAUCUGCUGGGUAGCCAUCAGUCCUCUGUUUCUCCUGUUCAUCAUCUGCAGUUUUUUGAUGAGCCCACCACAGCUACGACUUUUCCAGUAUGAUUAUCCUCAGUGGAGCAUCAUCCUGGGUUACUGCAUAGGAACCUCAUCUUUCAUCUGCAUCCCCACAUAUAUAACUUACCGGCUGAUUGUUACUCCAGGGACACUUAAGGAGCGUAUUAUUAAAGGUGUCACCCCAGAAACACCAACAGAGAUUCCCUGUGGGGACAUCCGCUUGAAUGCUGUGUAAAACAUCAACAAAAGGAAGAUGGCUUCCCAAUAACCUCUUCCUCCAGUCCUGACAAGUCACACCUCGCCUUCUCCCUCUAAGUCCAGCUAAGCCUAUCAAUGGAAGGGCGUUCUUCAUAGAGACACAGUCCCAAAAGACUAUGGUGCCCAGAUUCUUUCGGCCUCCAGUCACUUCAUAUGAAAUCUCCAGGACAUGUUACCACAUUAGACUCUCUGAUGCAGCUAAAGUGGACUGCUUUGAAUGUGUGAGGCUGUGUAUGGAGGUGAUGAAAACCACCAUGUCAUCAUUAGGACUAGUUUAGGAUCAAGUCUGUGAGUCUCCUGUGUCAUUCCUUCUUACGAUCAUCAGUAUCUAAUAUUGUUGCUUCCAAAGAUUUCGACUGUUCAUGACUGCAUAAACCAUGUAAGAAAAAAACAGGGAUACUGUCUUGCUAGCCAUAUGUUUUCUGAGUAGCAGAGAAUCCUAUAGCUGGAGUCUAUUAGAACCCCGUAACCUGUGUGCUGCUGUGGAGUCAGGAGAGAAAGAUGUAAGAAGCUAAAUUGAAAAAUAAUGUGUAUGUGUGAGCAUGUGUGUCUGUGUGUACAACUGUUCCAGUGUAUCCUUACCCGUUACAAACUAUAUGAAUUUCCUCUAGUUUUUUUUUUUUUUUUUACAUUAACAAAUUCCACCUACU